This is a messenger RNA of Fusarium oxysporum Fo47, 1665 nucleotides long. Its product is annotated as histidine phosphatase superfamily. The transcript is spliced from 6 exons. Gene Ontology annotation, molecular function: acid phosphatase activity. The record is from RefSeq and is a predicted model, not a curated record. Lineage: Eukaryota; Fungi; Ascomycota; Sordariomycetes; Hypocreales; Nectriaceae. The coding region runs from base 1 to 1665 and encodes 554 amino acids.
AUGACUCUCCUUAUCUCAACAGUCGCUAUUAUUUUCUUGGCCUCGAUUAUCUACCUCGGCCUUCCUCCCUACGCCUUCUCCGACUCCGACUCCGGCUCCGGGUCAUGUCCGUGUCAGCCACCCCGAGUGCCUCAGUAUUUCCAGACCUCACCGGAGCUAUGGCCCGGCGCUACUGCCACUGGCAAGCCAGCCUUCAUGGCUCAGACUCGUGUCUUUGAACCUACAGCUGCAGCCACCUUUGUACCGAAUGAUCCAUUACAGACCUCCAUCCCCAUUGAGGGUAUGACGGAAGGCAACAAAAGCAUUUUCAAAAUGAUGGGCCAUUUGAGUCCUUACUCCCCAUCUCCCGGCUUCGGCGUGGAUGAGUACCCUAUUCCCGAGGGUGCCGAAAUCGUUCAGAUUCAGAUGCUAUCACGCCAUGGCGCACGAUACCCAAACCCUGACUCCGAUGUGGCAGAGCUUGGUGGGCGCAUUGCCAAUGCCUCAGGCAAGUUUAAUACUAAGGGACCACUGGGGUUUCUCAUGGACUGGAAGUACGAACUUGGACAAGACAUUCUAGUUCCCAAGGGGCGCCAAGAGCUUUUCGACUCUGGUGUUCUACAUAGCUACAUGUAUGGCCGCCUGUACAACCCUCAUAGCAAGCUUAUUGUUAGAACUACGACUCGAGAUCGAAUGCUGAAAUCGGCCGAGAACUGGGUGGCCGGCUUUUUCGGUCUGGAAUGGACAAACAAUGCCACUAUCGAAGUAAUUAUAGAAGCUGUGGGCUUUAACAACUCACUUGCUGGAGACCUAAACUGCCCCAACACAGCCAAGGCCGAUUACAAGUCGCCGGUGGAAGCUUGGGUCAAGAUAUAUCUUCAAAAUGCGACCUCUCGGUUCAACAACAUGACUGAUGGAUUCAAAUGGACCCUGGCGGAUGUUUAUGCUGCCCAAAAGAUGUGUCCAUUAGAGACGGUUGCCUAUGGGUUCAGUAGGUUCUGUGAUCUAUUUACUUACGGAGAAUGGCAGAGCUUCAGCUACUCUAUCGAUCUCUCAUUCUCUUCUGGCGCAGCGUUCCAUAGUGCCACUGGCCGGGCCGUUGGCCUGGGCUACCAACAAGAGGUUAUUGCACGCCUCAAGAAUCACACACUAGGCUACUCUGGCUCUCAGAUCAAUACGACACUCGACGGCAUGAAGGAGACCUUCCCCUUGAAUCAGAGCCUUUACUUUGACUUCUCUCACGAUAAGGACAUCAUAUCCAUCUUGACGGCAUUUGGCUUCCGCCAGUUUGCAGAGAAGCUCCCCGCUGAUAAAUACCCUGGCGAUCACGAAUUUACCGUCUCACAUAUCACACCGUUCGGUGCUCGCCUAGAUAUCGAGAUCAUCAAGGCGCAUAAACCUAUCUCGCCUGCGAGAGACCGCUACCUUGAGGGCAAUGACACCAAGUAUAUCCACUUCGUCCUCAACCAGAGAACUAUCCCUCUGGGUAAGAGUUUCCCCGAGUGCGAUGUUAACCGCAAAGAUGGUUGGUGUGAACUAGAUACGUUCCUCAAAGUGCAGGAAGAAAUGGCAGAUAAAGCCAAGUUCGAUUACGCCUGCUUUGGGGACUAUCCAUCAUUACCAUAUGGCAAGGUAACAGACGGUGCUCCUCCGUCCUACUAUAUAUGCGAUACAAAUGUGGUAUAA